GAACCCAUCUACAUUCUCACAAAACACUUCAUCAUCAAGUCAACUUCAAGAUGAUCAUCACAACUGAACAUCAAAAAAUCUCACCAUUCUUAAACUUACCAAUCGAAAUUCUUGCUCGAAUAAUCAACUACCUUGAAAAAAUUUCAUUAAAAGAAGUCGAUGAACUUCAUCAACUCAAGUUUGCUAGAGCUACUAGAACUCGUCAAUUUCUCAAUGGAAGAUUUCGACAUUAUUAUUCAGCUUUAAAUGAUUCUGAACCUAUCUUGACUAGUCUUCAAUCGUUGGCUUGUGUUAAUCGAUCUAUGGAGAAACUUUGUCGUACUUGGUUAUGGAAGACAAUCAAAUUUCCAUCUUCACUUCCUGUACCAAUCGAUACUUGGACCGAAGGAAUCUUACCAAAGUACGGGGAAUCAGUUCAAUCUCUUUCGAUUUAUCUUUCUGUACAUUGUCUCAUGAGUCCUUCAAAAGUUUCAAAAUCAACCCUUUACGAUAAUACUAUUCGUUGUCCAAAUGAUUGUGAUAAACCUACAAUCAAAGACAUCAAAUCAAGAAUCGCUAAGCUCAAUCCGGUGAGCGUGAUUAGAAUUAUAAUGCAAUGUCCGAAUCUUCAAAUACUCGCUAUCAACCUACCAGACAAACCUACACCUUAUCAACCAGAAGAUGUAAAACGUCUUGAAAACCUUUUGAUUCCAUUAGUGAUCAGAUUACCUCAUCUUAAACGAUUGAAUAUCAUGAGUUCAUCUGAUGUUUCUUAUCGAGAAGAGAUUGCAAGUUCACUUGUCUCCAAAAUUCCUACUUUACAAUCGUUUUCUUUUUUAGGUAGACCUGGGAAUCCGAUCCCAAGUUCAUCAGCUCUUAGAGCACCUGAGUCAUUAUCUUAUCAACUUUCUAAACUUGAACAUUUAAACGAACUUGAACUAGCUUUACCACAUUUUGUCGACUCAAGAUGGAUUUCACACACUUGGCCGACUAAACUCGUGGAUUUGAAAUUGAUUUUAUGCGAAAAUUUAUCAUUAAACGAUUUAUAUAAAUUUAUUAAAUUCUUUGCUCCUACACUUGAAUGUCUUAGUAUUGCUGUUGGACUUAGACAUCUAGAUAACUUAAUGCACAUGAAUCAAGAUGGAUUCGAAACAGAUAGUGACGGAGAAGAUGAUAUAUUUAAUUCAGAAAAUGAUGAAGGAAUUCAUUUGAAUGAUCAAUAUCUCAAUCAUGGAUCAAGUUGGGCCGAAAACCAUCGAUUAGAUUUACCAAGACUAACUCAAUUAACUUUAUUUGAUGCAAAACCUUAUGGAUUACUUAAAUCAUUUCAAGAUUGUAAGGACAUCACUUGGUUAGUUUGUUGUCAACCUGAUUGGACUUUAAUUGAAAAACUUGUCAACUCGAGAACUUGGCCAUGUUUAAGGUUUCUUGGACUUGAAACUAAAGAUGUUUUAUUUUCAAGAUAUUCUGAACGUAAUGAACCAACUAUGGCUUCUGAACAACAAGCUUUAUUUGCUGAUUCUUGUCGUAAAGCUGGUAUUCAAUUAAAAGUCAUGCAAAACUUUAAAAUGAAGUAAAUCUAGUCGAUUGUUGUUUUUUGAAAAGAUAGUAGGUAUGAAAGAAUGAAUUAAUGUAGUUGAUUUUUUUAGUAUUUUUUUGAUGUUUUCUAAAGACUGCUACUCGAAAAUCUGUACCUAUGGUAUCAAUGUAUAUUUUGUUGAUUUGGUGUUUUCAAUUUUGGGACCUUAUGAUUUGAGGAAAUGCAGAAUGAUGAUUUGUGUCAU
Melampsora larici-populina 98AG31 is the source of this 1763-nucleotide messenger RNA. RefSeq lists its product as uncharacterized. Bases 51 to 1556 code for a protein of 501 amino acids. The record is from RefSeq and is a predicted model, not a curated record. NCBI's taxonomy places the organism in Eukaryota, Fungi, Basidiomycota, Pucciniomycetes, Pucciniales, Melampsoraceae. The transcript is spliced from 2 exons.